Molecule: messenger RNA, 4352 nt
Organism: Girardinichthys multiradiatus
Lineage: Eukaryota; Metazoa; Chordata; Actinopteri; Cyprinodontiformes; Goodeidae
Product: ankyrin repeat domain-containing protein 34A
Exons: 3
Coding region: 692-2293 (533 amino acids)
Molecular function (GO): protein binding
Source: RefSeq, a predicted model, not a curated record
GCUUGCAGCGCUGCUCUAAAGCUCACUUACUGUUUUAGUGCUUGCGCUGCCCUCUGCUGGAAGCAGGGGUAACUGCAGAAUCUUAUGCGUAUCUUUACGCCGUUUCUAACGCAUUCUUACACUAAAACUUCUCUGACUUGUAGCAGUUAAUUCACAGCUUGUUCUCACUGUAGGUUCAUGCGUGUUUUUCCGCCUGGAUCAUAAGUGUUCUGCAGGAAUCAGGAAGUGAGUGAAAACCAUGAACACAGCAGGAUGUAAUACGUUUCCUGAUGAUGGGUGAUCAGUAACCGAUCAGCUCAGACCUAACUUUAUCGAUCCGACGUGCACGAGCUCUAAGGGUUAAUUAGGGCUGGGAGGAAGAGGAGGAGGAGGAGGAGGAGUGUCGCGCAGCGGCUCAGUCAGUCGGUCGGUACGAGCUGAGGAAGAGGAGGAAUCUGUUCCUUCAGCAGCGCUUCAACAAUGGGUUCGCGUCCGGGUGUUUGAGUGUUGGUGCGCGCCGUGACGUCCCACAUGUUUAAAUGCUGCAGAAACACACCGUUCAUCUCGUCCCUGCGUGCGUGUGAGAGUGGGCGCUGGCACGGACAGAUCACGCGCACAUGCUCGCGCAGCCGGUCAUGUGACUAUUUAGAGAAGAUGUUCAGCUUUGAGUGAGCUACCCGUGGGCAGGAGGUCUGAGGAGAGGCAAAGGAUCAUGGGAGAUGGAGGACCUCUGCAGACCGAGGGGAAUGCUCUCCUCAAAGCCGUCUUCCAGGGAAAGCUGCGACUCGCCCGGUUGCUACUGGAGGGCGGAGCCUACAUCAACGAAGGCAAUGAACGAGGAGAGACGCCCAUCUCUGCUGCCUGCCUGGGGAGCUACGAAGACCCACAGACCCGCCAGAGGAUGGUCCGGUACCUGCUGGAGAAAGGAGCUGACCCAAACAUCCCCGACAAGAGCGGACGAACAGCACUGAUGCAUGCCUGUGCUGAGCAAGCAGGAAAGGAAGUGGUGUCACUGCUGCUGGAGAAUGGAGCAGAUCCCAGCCUCAAAGACUAUUCUGGUGCUUCUGCUCUUGUCCACGCCAUCAACAAGGGAGACCGCGAGACCCUGCAGGUGCUACUGGACUCUUGCAAGGCAAAAGGCAAAGAGGUAAUCAUCAUCACCACUGACACUUCUCCAUUGGGCACCAAAAAGAUCAGACAAUACCUGAACUCACCGCCCUCCCCGGGCAUCGUGGACAAACUGUCUCCUGCCUGCAUGUCUCCCUCAGAUGUGGUGAUUGGUACUUCGUCACCAGCAGGAGACAACAGCAAAGAUAAGGAGGGGAUCUUUAGUUUUGCACUCACCUCAGCAUUACCUUUACCUUCAGCUCGGCCUGCAGGUGAGAAGAGGUCCCCUCCUCGAAAGCUCCUGAAGAGGCUGAACUCAGAGCCUUGGGGCCUUGUGGCGCCCUCAGUGCUAAGCGGAGUUCCUCAGGACAGAUUGGAUCAUGGUCUGGAGGAGGAGGUCAGUAGUGACCUAAGCAGAACGAUCUCUGAGAUGAACGGCUUGUCCAUCUUGGAGCCAGUACGAACUCGGUUGUCACGGAGGCACAGCAUUGAGACCCAUGACCCCUGUUCUCCUAAACCCAUCGAUCGGUCAUGCUCUGAAGACUGCACAGGCCUUUCUGCUCUUUCUUGGGCUGACAAGGUCCAGCAGCAUCAGGUCCUGUACCGUAGAAAUACAGCUCCCGAGCCCCAGGAGAUUGCUGGGGGCCCAGGGGCAGUUGGGACCCGAGUUCUGGCUCACCCUAAACUGACCCGGAUGGAACACUAUGAGUCAGACACCCACCUCUGUCCAGAGUCCAUCCCUGGAUCACCAGACUCUGGGCGGGUGUCUGUGGAACGUCGAAGAUAUAAUGCCUCACCCCUGUCCCUGGUAACCAGCUCAUCCAGGGAGUCUCUGGAGAACAUUCCCAACUCUGUGUCCCCCAUUACUAUGCGCCGGCGUCCCCCAGGUCUGUUGGAACGUCGAGGCUCCGGAACACUGUUGCUGGACCAUAUCUCCCAUACCAGGCCUGGCUUCUUGCCUCCUCUCAACGUGAACCCCCAAAGACCCAUCCCUGAUAUCCGGGCCAACGGAAAGCCCACCUCACCCAUCCACUGCGGACACAAGAUCCUGGUUCCAAUAGCCCCAACCUCACCCAAACGGGGCCCGGAGUUUAAAAUUAAGAAGAAGCUGAUGAGAAGACACUCAAUGCAGACAGAGCAGAUGAAGCAGCUCUCCACCUUCCAGGAGAUCCUGGCUGAAAAGGUCGUAGAGUCCAACGGAGAUUGAUGACAGGAGAGAGCAAAGCAUGAUGCAUUGGACUCUUUGGCAAGUUAAUUUACUGUGAAUCCCCUUCAUUUCGGUUAGAGUCCAAACUAACACCAGGUUCUGAUGUCUGAGGAGAGCAGAACAAGCCAGGAGCUUGGUUUGAAACAACCUGAUUGGACCAGUCUUUGAGCACUGAAGGUGUUGAAAAUACUCAAUACAACUGUGACUUUUGGUUCUGAUCCUGAAACAUCUCCAGUCAGAAAAACUGAGUUUUGAUGGAAGCAGCACACACUUCUUAAAAUAGGCAUAAGGAUGAUCGGGUGUUUCACAGAGGAGGAAGUUCUGGUUGCAGCAACUGAACAACUCCUACAGGGCUUGGCUGACCAGCAGUGAGAAACCUUCCUCCUGCUCUGAAGGCCAUUAGCUUCACUCCUCCCUGAAUCUUCUAAAUGAAAUCCCUACACCCAUUUAAGAUCAAACAUUUAGAUAACUCAUUUCCAUGAUCUGCGCAUGUGAUCAGCAUUAACAGGGAACCAUGGGAGUCAAAGUUGACAUUCAUGUCACGUCUCUGCUCCAGCGGCUAAAAGGAUGAGCUGGGAUCACGGAAGAUCCAAGGAUGGUCCUUCAGUGUAAGUCUGAGAGAUACAUCAACCAUAGGAUGGAGAACUGUAUGUAUGUAGACCGCCAGCAUUAGGACUCGGAGUUCAGACAGAUGUUGCUGUAAUAAGGGGAAGUGUCCUCAAAUCAAUGUUGCUGUGUUAUAAAUCAGAACCAGUCCUGUAAUUUCAUUGGACCAUUUUAACACCAAUUGUAAUAUGUGGAUGAGUGUGGCACUUUUGACACAAAAUGAAUCCAUCAAACUAUUCCUUUAACAAACCUCAAGUCAAACCACAGCAUGUUAACGUAGGAGGCCAAGUCAGCAUGAAGAUGGAUAUUAAUCAUCUGGACGUCCGCCAGAACCUAUUUCCUACUGAACUUCACAGACAGAGACAAUCACUUUCUCUCUGCAAAACCACAACAAUCUCUUAAAUUCCAAAAACACAUUUCAACUGUGACACAAAGCAGAAGGUGGGUGUUUGAUAGGCAGAGAGUGCCACCUGGUGGUUACAACGGGAACACACUCAUGACACUAACAAUUCAUGGUACCUGGACUGUUCAUAAUUAAGUGCACUGAUCUCAGGUCAGUUUUGAUCUGCAUCUCAGUAAAUUUCUCUAUCCAAGCAAAUGCAUGGAAAGCUGAGUGGAAGGAAAAGUGUUAUAGGAAAAGGUGACCAAUUUCUACCAGGAAGUUUUAGAGCCCUUCAUGUUUCCCUCUGCUUUUCAAGCUUUAUGGAGAUUCUGAUUUCAUUUCCCAGCAGAACUCGGUACCAGCCCACACUGACAAAGAACCAAUACCCGAUUUAUUCACCAUGGCAACACCGGUAAAUUGGUCUAACCCUAAACCCCACAGAGUAUCUAUGGACUUUUGACAAGAUGUAAGACACAAAUAAAUUAACUUCUCUAUGUUCUGAUUUAUGGAGCUGCAUCUGUAGAUGUUUGGUGUCUGCAGCCAUAACCUUAAUUCUUCUCCAUGUUCUCUGAAGAGGAGCUAAUAUUGCUGCAGCUCUUCUUCUUCUUCUCUACUCCUGGCUGAUGAAGGACAGGAAGCUUCACACUCGGAAAAACAUCAGACGACUUGUUUAAUGUUUACAGAUGCACAAUUUGCACGGAUGUUCUCCAGCUGAUGGACAAAAACCUGGACCUCCAGCUGUGGUUUGGCUGACCCAUCAUGUCCUCCUGGAUGUCCAUGUGGACCUAGCUGCUGUGCUGUAGGUCCUGCAGCUGUCUCUGGCUCAAUACUGAACCUGUUGUAGUUCUCUGAUGCUGGAUCUGUGUUCAGAUAAACUUUAAUCGGACCUUAAAUUCAUUGUUUUAGAAAACCCAAAGAAGUUGUGAGGAUUACGGAACCAGAACCUACUGACUCUGUAAAUAUAUCUGUGCAAUGUGGGCUGUGGUGUCACAUCAGUAGGGGGCGCUGCAGGACUCUGAUGACAACUUUUCACUACAGAAAUGUUGGUAAUAAACGAGUGAUGAAGUUUAA